Poeciliopsis prolifica (blackstripe livebearer) is the source of this 1320-nucleotide messenger RNA. RefSeq names its product immediate early response 3 interacting protein 1 (gene ier3ip1). NCBI's taxonomy places the organism in Eukaryota, Metazoa, Chordata, Actinopteri, Cyprinodontiformes, Poeciliidae. Gene Ontology annotation, cellular component: COPII-coated ER to Golgi transport vesicle; endoplasmic reticulum membrane; Golgi membrane. The transcript has 3 exons. The record is from RefSeq and is a predicted model, not a curated record. The coding region runs from base 62 to 310 and encodes 82 amino acids. Gene Ontology annotation, biological process: endoplasmic reticulum to Golgi vesicle-mediated transport.
CUUCUGGUUGUGGAGGACGACGACAGCAAAGAGGGAGGAGAUAAAAACAUCUUUUGCCAGCAUGGCGUUUACUCUGUACACACUCAUCCAGACUGCUAUUCUGUGCACCAAUGCUAUCGCCGUGUUACACGAAGAGAGGUUUCUCAGCAAAAUCGGUUGGGGUGUCGAUCAGGGAGUUGGAGGCUUUGGGGAUGAGCCAGGAGUCAAAGCUCAGAUACUGAACCUCAUUCGUUCAGUUCGGACCGUUAUGAGAGUGCCACUGAUAAUUGUGAACUCGGCGUGCAUCGUCCUGUUGUUACUAUUUGGUUGAGAACCAAGCACUUAUGUGUAACAAGUUUGCACAGGUUACCAGGAAUGGCUGCAAAAAUACAACCUCACACACUGAACAAUUUGCACAUUCUUCAAGGAUUUCUGCUGUCUUUCAACAGAAGAGUGGAAAAGAAAUGGGCUGCAAAAAAUCUCCAUCAAAGAAAAGAGGAUUCAAACCAUCACCUAGUCCAAAACAAUUGGAGAACGCUUCCUCACUUGCCGUAUGUUUUGUCAAAGCUAUAACUGGUGCUUAAAAAAAUCUUCCCACACCAAGGGAAUAAAAAUUACUGUUGCUAUCUAUUCAAAGUAAUGUUCUUUAGUUUUGAUUAACAGUUCAAGUCUUUCAUUCAGUUAUUUCACUGUUGUGUAAAAUGUCAGGAGUUUUAAUCAUCUAAGAUUUUUUUUUAACUAAACAAAAACGAAUGUGCUGUUUACACACCGAUCUUAACAACAUUUAAGUAUUUUAUCUGAUUUCAAUAGAAAGCUUUGAAGAAGACAGGUGGCUUGGACUUUCCUCAAUUAUACUCAUGUCAGCACACUCAUAAACCAGAAAUAUGAAAUGUGAAGAUGCUAUUUGGAAGUGAUGUUUGUUUCAGCUUCCUCAGAAAGUGCUCAGUAAGUUUAAGAGAUUCUAAUGUUUACCUUUUCAACUCCAAUAAUAUAUGUGGGACACUACAUGUUUGUACAUUUUCUAUGGCCCACUGUCUUAUUAUUUCUCCCGACUUGUUAUGAAAUGUAAUACUUCAAUCUAUGUUACAAAAAAUAUCUGUUUUUCAUGUUAGUUUUGUACCUAAAUUUAAAGGAUUUAUUGGGAGAUGGCCUGCUGGAAUUAGAAACAUAUGUUUAAGGGGGAUUGCUACAUUAAAGCCACUUUGAUAUGUGAUUAGUACAGGUUUAGCAGGGGGAAAGCUGUAAGCGAUCACAGAAUGAGUGGCAGCUUUCAGAGAUUUAGAUGUUUGUUUUUUUUGCAGUCUCUGUUCUGUUUAAUAAAAUGGUUUAAACUUAAAACAA